This is a messenger RNA of Folsomia candida, 6041 nucleotides long. RefSeq lists its product as uncharacterized. The record is from RefSeq and is a predicted model, not a curated record. Gene Ontology annotation, biological process: positive regulation of protein localization to plasma membrane; skeletal muscle contraction; positive regulation of voltage-gated calcium channel activity. Gene Ontology annotation, cellular component: extrinsic component of cytoplasmic side of plasma membrane. The transcript has 27 exons. Gene Ontology annotation, molecular function: protein binding. The coding region runs from base 1295 to 5677 and encodes 1460 amino acids. Lineage: Eukaryota; Metazoa; Arthropoda; Collembola; Entomobryomorpha; Isotomidae.
UCAGUUGAGAUCUGACUUCGGUUGAGAGUGAGGUUACUUCCUCCUUUCUCCUUCGUGUCGUUGUUUUCCCGAUAAGCAAAAAACAGGAAAAAACACCGACUAGCUUUUAACCGACAACAGAAAGUGAGGAAUUUUACCAAAUAAGUUUCCUAAAAUUUCGAAGAAAAAAAAACUUUAUAAAAAAUAUUGCAAAUUUUUGCAUAAAUAAAUUAACUAUAGCAGUGCAGUGUUUUAGACGACAUUAAUUUUUUGAACGGUACAUACAUAAAUACGCUACAGAAACUUUAACUUUGGUGCUAAAUUAUACAGGGUGCUCUAAAAAUUAAAAGAAAAAAACAACAUAUUUACAAAAUUGUUACCAACUUGGUUAUCGUUUUCAUUGCCAUUUUUACUACGAAAAGUGAACUUGGAUCGCAUCUUUAUCUUAUCAGAUUCAUGAAUAUCUGAUCCUGUGACAGAUUACAGUUACGUCUUAAAACCAAGCAACAUUUUCAUAUGGAUGAAAGCGAGAUUUAUAAAUUUACCUACAGACAUAUUUUUAUGAUAAGUGAGUGAUUCAUUAUUACGUUAAGAGAAAAAAACGAGACUACGAAUUAUUAUCAUCACAACUUGACAGCUACGUAUUUAACUCUUUUACUACUUAUCAAUCAUCAUCGUCACGCAGUUACGCGACCGAGACGGGAAACUAUUUUACUUACUUUGUAACUUGCAUAACUAAAUAUUUAGACAAGUUUGUGUCAAAUUUUUUUCUGGGGGGAGGAAGGAUUUGCUACCUGUUGGCAAAUGAAAAAAUGGAGUAAUUUCAUGACUUGAAAAAAUUCAAAAGUCAACGACACCACAUAAAAAGGUUCGAGACGUCUCAACUGCAUAAAUAUGACCUCCCUUCGCUCACUCAUCAGUGCUGCAGUCCAUCCAUAAAAUAAAAAUUGUGCCCGCACUAACUAACCACCAACUUUCUCCAUAGAACUUUCUCCUCUUCCAAAAAAGAAAAACAAUUUAUCCCCACUUUCUCCACCAGUCCAAUAAUCCUCUCGACAUGGACAACUACUCCUAAGGAGAGAUUUUUGUGCAAUGUGAUUAUGUGACUAGACCAUCAUCACCCAAACCGGAAGUAGAAUAUAAAAAAGAAAAGAAUAAGGGAUCAAUUUCCAUCGUCACCAUCAUCUCACCACCCCCUCAAAUAUUUUUCUCCUUAUUGUUCUUUCCUCCUCCUCUGUUCCAUUGUUCUUGUCAAGCUCAAUCACACCUACCCAGCCGGCUUCCGUAGGUUAUGUAAUAAUGGUGGUACCUGUAAAUGUAUGUUAUAUAUCCUUGUGACGAGUUGGUCUCAGGUCUAAUAGCCCGUGAGCACUCACCACUGGAACAAGAUCAAAAUCCACAAAGACGAGGAGUAGGAAAUCGCCACCAAAAUCUCAACCUAGUUCAAGAAGAAGAAGAUCACCCCGAUUUUUUAUCUACCCGUAGUCGAAAUCUACUACCCGGUAGUCGAGAAGAUAAGCUAUUUCCCUCCACACUUUCUACACCUCCUCCUGUAGAAGCUUGGUUGCCAAAAAAAUCUGCCGAAAUUGAGAAAAUACGCCCAGACCCAGUUCGACCCCCUAGGGCAGGUAGAAACUCAGCUAAUAUACACAGUACUGACCAGUCCGACAUUGCCCCCGCACCAGGAACUCCACCUACAUCGACUAAGCGCCAAAAACCGAAACGUAGCGUGAGUUUCACGGCAGCAUUUAGGUCCCGGUCGAAAUCGAAGGAUAAAGAUAAGCCGGAAACUAAUACAGGAUUUUUUUCGAACGGUGGGGCCUCCGGAUCGUCCAAUUCUUUGUCAAAAGUUACCCCCACACCGACCCAGCUGGUUCCGAAACCCGGGUUUUUUGGGAGUGGGAGUUGGAAAUUCGGGUCUAAAGAUAAGCAACAGAUAAGCACAGAUAAUAACCCUCCACCCCAACAAAAUGCCAUUUCCUGUUCCACCCUGUUAAGAAAGAGGGGAGGAAAUCUGUCCGUGCCGAGGAUCACGUUCGCUCUGGAGGAAGAAGACCACACUUUUGCAAAUUAUCGCGGCCAAAAUUUCCACACGCCGACCACCCCCGCGCCAGGCGCGGUAGCGACACCAAAUUUAAAAUCUGGUGGCGGGCUACUAACUAAGCGACCACCCCUCCCAAAGUUGGCUUUAACGAGUAAUAAUUCCACUCAGAAUCAUAUAACCGGGCCUGCGACCGCGGCCGCGACCACGACAACCCCACCCUUCCCACCUGCACCAACUUCGGCACCAUCCUCGCGCGGCGGGAGUGUCCCGCGAAGUUUGAUUUUAUCGGCAUCAAAUAAUUCCACGUGUCCGCCAGGUGGCGCCGUCAGCCGGGAACGGACGCCUCAGCAGCAGCAAAAAGAAGCCACGCCUUGGAUCAACAGUCGGACUAAAAACAGCCCAUUUACCCGUGAGGCUAUUAGUGCGCCGCAAAAUUUGAACAGAAUGGCGGGACUUAAUGGAGGCGGGGGCAGCAUGAGUGGUUCCCUUAUGACGCUGGGUGUAGGUGCGAGUGGUCAUGGAGGUCACUCGGUGGCUUACGCGGCGGCGAGUGGAGGCGCAGUUUUGGACGCGAAUUCCUUCAAGGAUUGUGCACAUCCGUCGAUGAAUGAGAACCUUAAGGCGCAUAAUGCCCUGUCCUUCCAAGUCAUUAGAAUUGUGUCCGACUUCACCCAACAACUUUCACAGCUUCAUGAGCAGCACGCUGUCCAGUUGCAAAUGCUGGUGGAAAAUUUCAGAAAGCGGAAUGCCGAGUUGCGGAAGGAAAAACCACCCGGAAGCAGUGCUCUAUUCCAGAUUUGGGAAACGUUGUUACAAGAGGUCGAAAUAGAUUCGCAGGUCCAUUCCGACAUUUCCGGUUCAUUCGGACGACAGAUAGCAAGGCCCCUCCUGGAGAAGACGUUUUGUUUAAAAAUUCAAUCCAGGAAAGUUUUCGCACAUCGUGAGAGUUUCGAGACUGUCCUCAGUAAAGCAGAGUCCUUGUUGGCCAGUGCAUACCGGGACUACAACGACGCGUGUCUGCAGCACAUUCAGGGUGGAAACAAUGCAACGCUGGCUAAUUAUUAUGACGCCCAUAACGCUUACGUUCAGCAAUUGAAGGGAACUAAUGCCAUGUAUCGGGAAUACCACAACGAGACCUUGCCCGCUCUGCUCCAGGUCACGAAGCAGACCGACAUGACCUAUAAUAGCCUCGAAUUGGAGGAGGUGUACGUCGACUUGGUCAACACGCUGUCAGAAUCCAUCCUCCUGGGGUCGGAGAUCGUGUCGGGAAGGGCGCAAGAAUCCAACCGGAGAUAUGAAACGUUGGCGUCGGUGUGUCGAAACGUGAACGGUGGUCAAGAUUUGAAGGAAUAUGUGAAAGGAAUGGUCAUCCCGGCGGCCCCACCACCAGCCAAACACUGCUUCCAGCUUCCUCUUCCUAUCAUACAGGCUUCCGAAAGUGGUGACCCACAGGAUCUUUCCCAUGUGCCAAUAUUGAAGGAGGAGGUGAUAAUGGAACGCCAAGCAGCAGUAUCGGCGAGGAAUCGUCUCGAAGGAUUGCGAAAGGAGAUUGCCAGCAUGGAAUCAGAGAUGAAACAAUUGCAGGAUUCAAUGGACACCUUGAUCCGAAUGCAGGAACGAUCUCUGGACUCGAACCUGUGGAACAAGGCAAACGAGCUUCAAGAAGAAAUCAGCAUGAAACGGUUUGAUCUCCGCGUUGCCCAGAUGCACUACGCCGCUUUGAAGUCACAGAAAGAACUUUACGCUCCCAGCUCGAGUUCCGCUGGUGGUCGAAGUGGCGAAGCAAUGCCGUCAUCCUCAAAAUCCUCCAAUUCUGCCAGCCGGGCCAACGCCAUGGUCGAAGGUGCCGGUGGGGGUGGGGACGACAGUGCCGGUUACGGCCCAGGGGGCAAGGGCGGGUCCGACCGAAAAUUUCCGGGGGCCGGAUCCGGCACCGGGAUGAAGUCCAAGUGGUUGAAGGCUUUCAAAAGCUUGAAAUCCACGCCGGAAAAAGAACCAGAAAAGCCGCCCAUUCCUAUCGAGGUACUGCCGUCGAGAAAACCACAAUUUCAAAUGUUUACCGCAGUGAAUGCGAUAAUGGCGUUGAGGAAAAACGGGAAAGAAAAGGAUUCGAAGGAACCGUUCCAAAUAUUUGAGAACCACAUUUUCCAAGAGUACACUUACAAGAAAAUCACACCGUGCGAUAUUUGCUCACAGAUUCUGAGAGGUCAUACUCGACAAGGAUUACGGUGCCGCAUGUGUAAAAUGAAUGUGCAUCUGGACUGUCAGGAGAAAGUUGGGAAAUGUCAGCCAAAAACGAGGCUCUUGCGAAGGCAGAGAUCCACCUCAGAGUUGGAGACGAGGCUCACACAAUUGGCUGAACAACAGCAGACCGAUGAUGAUCCGGAUGGUGCAAACGACUUUGACUCUACGUAUCAAGUCUUGAAGGAGGCAAAUGUCCUGAAAAAACCGGGUGGCGGUGGUGGUGGUGGCGGCGGGAGUUCCGGAAGUGGGUCAGGAAACGGUCUUCACGGGUCGAAUCAAACUCUUCACUCGCAACAUGAAAUGACCCCGGCACGAAUUGGGAGGUCGAACCCUUCCGUCAAUGUGAUUUCUGGUGGAAGCAGUGCCCAUUCCGGACCCUCCACGCCGGUCCAUCCCUCCGUCGCGGCGGCGUCAGCGUCAGGAGGAAUUUCAGCCUCUGCCCUUAGUCAGAGACGAGAUAGUUAUCUGAGUCGAAAGUCGAUUUCUGCAGAUGCCGAGGGAUCAUCGUCGGCCCGCCAAAAUUUGAUUAAUUUCCCGCCGAGAUCAGUUUCACUUACUGCCAGUCCAAUGCCGCAUAGUCCGAGACGACGGAAAUUGGAUUUAAGGAUGAAAUCAUUCUCACUCGAUUCGCCCGAAUCGACAGAACAUGCACAGAGAAGGCGAUUUGCUCACGCCGGAAGUCAGUCCUCUACUUCGCAUAGCCAAUCGUUGAGUAGGGGGCCUGGACCGUCUGCGGGUUACGCUAAUGGAGGCGGGUCAGGGGGGACGCUGAAUAAUAGGAAUUUGAUAAUAGGCAACGGCAUGGUCCAUUCUAACUCUGCUUCUUCUUCCAAUAAUUACGCUCAGUCCUCCGCUGAUUUCUACGCUCAAACACCAUUUGCCUCCCUCAAUCAUUUCGCUCCAUCAAGCCCGGUCCACAAUCGGAGAGCACUCCUCUCAGCAAGGAACGUGCGAAUGAGUUCGGUCGAGCUUCCGGAUGAGAAUGACAAGUCCAUCAGCUCGGCAAGUACUUCACCAUCUCCUUCGCCGCUGAAACCUCAUCGCCUCCUUCCAACCAAUUUGUACGUGUGUCUCUACAUGUUUAAGGCCCGACAUCCAGACGAACUUGACUUGAAGGCUGGCAACCGAGUCACGGUGGUGGACACGACGGACCCUGACUGGUGGCAGGGCAAGUGCAUGGGUCGCGUGGGAUAUUUCCCUUCAAAAUACGUCACAAAACUGCACACGGGAGAAAAGCCGUUGCAGGUGACGCACAAUUUGCAAGUGACUGAUGGAGCGGAUAAUGGGCUCAAACUGUUGCGGGAUCAAAUUGUGAUACAAAUCGGGGAGGAAUUGGAUGGAAUGGUGACCAUUCGAAACGGCGACAACAAACAAGGCAUCUGUCCCGUCAAGUAUCUUCAAGAAGUUUAAAAAAGCUGGAUCGUAUUAUUAUUUACGAUCCUCCGGAAAAUGUAUCGAAAUUCCAAAGUGGAAUCAAUCAAGUAAAGUUCAACAACAUCGAAUUCUUUGUAAAACUUUUUAUUUUCCAUUUAAAAAAUACUUAUGUAUGUAUUUAUGCACCAAAAAUUUGUAAUUUACAAAAUGGCAAAAACUGAAUUAUUACGGUGCUAAAUAAUUAUAGCUAUUUACAAUUGUGCUUUGACCUCUGAUUUUAUAUGCACGUCAAUGCAGAGCAACGAAUGACGGAUCAAAGAAUUACUUAAUUUGUACAUAUUUUAAUUGUACAUAUAUUAAUUAAACAUUAAUUAGCUAUUAAAACAUAAUUAAUAUGUAA